Messenger RNA from Mustela lutreola (European mink), 1353 nucleotides. It is a transcript of the gene ZNF789, whose product is annotated as zinc finger protein 789. The coding region runs from base 157 to 1149 and encodes 330 amino acids. The record is from RefSeq and is a predicted model, not a curated record. The transcript is spliced from 2 exons. NCBI's taxonomy places the organism in Eukaryota, Metazoa, Chordata, Mammalia, Carnivora, Mustelidae. Gene Ontology annotation, biological process: regulation of immune system process; negative regulation of transcription by RNA polymerase II; regulation of cytokine production.
GCAUUUACUUCCCCAUGAGUAGGAUUUCACUUUCCCAAACCUGAGGUGAUCUGCCUGCUGGAGCAGUGGGAAGAACCGUGCAUCCUGGAUCUGCCAAGAGCCGGGACUAGGAAGGCUUCCAGUAGUGCUUGCCCAGGUUCUGAAAUCAGAUGCAGGAUGAAAAAGCCAACUCCAAAACAGAAAAUUUCUGAAGAUUCAGAGUCCUGUAAGACAUCAGUGGUAAAGCAAACACUGGCCAAGAGACCUGCAGAAAAGCUACAUAAAUGUAGUGAAUUGGGGGACCUUUACAGACGUGCAUUCCCUACUCUUGGUGAUGAAUACCACAAGGACCUCUUUCAGAACCUUCACCUUAAUCGAGAUCAGAAUGCUCAAACACGGAAGAAGCAGGGAAAAUGCGAGAAGUAUGGAAAACCUUUCCAUCAGAGAUCAUUGCUUUUGCGGCACAGGCAAAUUCUUACAAACGUAAAAUCUUAUGAAUGCAGUGAAUGUGGAAGAGUCUUCAGGCGUCAGGCAAAUUUCAUUCGACAUCAAAGAAUUCACACGUCAGAGGAUCCCUUUGAUUGCGAUAUAUGCGGGCAAGCCUUCAAACAGAAGUCCACUCUUGCUGUCCAUAAACAGUGUCAUCCUCAGAAAAAGCCAUAUAAGUGUCAUGACUGUGGGAAAUGUUUCCGUCAGAUGGCAUAUCUUAUUGAACAUAGGAGGAUUCAUACCAAAGAAAAACCCUAUAAAUGUAGUGAGUGCGAAAGAACGUUUAGUCAGAAUUCAACCCUUAUUCGACAUCAGUUAACCCACAGCGGAGAAAAACCCCAUAGAUGUCUCCAAUGUGGGAAGGCCUUUGGUCGGCAUUCGACCCUUCUGAGCCAUCAACAGAUUCAUACCAAACAGAACACUCACAAAUGCGGUGAAUGUGGAGAGGCCUUUAGCCGGAGUGUAGAUCUCAUUCAGCAUCGAAGAACCCAUACCAAGGAGGAAUUCUUUGAAUGUAGAGAGUGUGGCAAGACUUUUAGUUUUAAGGCAAAUCUUCAUCGCCAUGAGGUCAUUCAUACCGGAGAGAGGCCCUACAGAUGUGACAAAUGCGGAAAAUCUUUCAUCUGGCGCACAAGCUUUAUUAAGCAUCAGGGUACUCACAGAGAACAUUUAUCAAUAUGACACUAACACAGGCUAUUGUGUUUGGACUACUCCCUUGAGCUCCUUAUUCCUUCAUUGUCCAAGUCCAGGCAGAAGGGAGGCAUAAAAACUUCGUGGUUCCUUAGCCUUGAGACUAUUUGACAGAUUAUGAAUGAUGUAGGAAUACUUUUAUUUCUCGUACCCCUGGGGGAAAAUGUUUUUAAGUAAAAGAAAGGUGUAAAAAGA